Molecule: messenger RNA, 576 nt
Organism: Pistacia vera
Lineage: Eukaryota; Viridiplantae; Streptophyta; Magnoliopsida; Sapindales; Anacardiaceae
Exons: 1
Coding region: 1-576 (191 amino acids)
Source: RefSeq, a predicted model, not a curated record
AUGCCUUUUGGACUUAAGUCCUCCUUCCCUGUUUCAGAAAGCCUGAUGAAAGAUUUUUACUCCCCUUCUUCUACAUGUCUCUUUUAUAUCGAUGAUAUCCUUCUCUUUUCAAAAGAUGAGGAAUCUCAUUAUGUCUUCUUCGUGACUUUGUUGAUAUCAUAUACUCUUACUAUUAUGCUCUUUGAGAAGAAAAUGCAGUUAGGGCAGACAAAAAUUGAUUUUCUUGGUAUGAUGAUUGCUGACGGCAUGUAUGAUCUUCACCUUAUAUUGCUAAUGAGUUCGAAAAUUCUCAGAUGUUCUCACAACCAAGAAAGAAUAACAACAAUUCUUGGGAAUUGCCAAUUACAUGCGCAGUUUUAUUCCCAACAUUUCUUGUCUCACUACUCCCUUUCCUAUAUGCUUAAGAAGAAUCCUCAUUCGUGGUCUGAAAAGCAAACAAAUGCAGUCAAGGUCUUGAUGCAAAUCCUUCCAUACACACCCGUUAAGAUUCCUUCUUCUAGAGACGAAUCUUCAGACGGAUGCUAUGACACUCAUUGGGGUGCAAUGCUUUUUGAACAAGAUGAUGACAAAGUAUGA